AUGCUUAGAUCAUGUCGGAGCAGCGUUUCUUUCAUCUAUAUUAUUAUUUUAAUUAUGACAUUUGAUAAUUAUUAUAAAAAUAUUCGUUGUACAAUAUGUUACUCAUUGCUAUCUAUAAAACGUAGUGGAAAAUGUAUAAAAUCUGAUACAAUUGAACGUUUAUGUUUAAAACAAAAACAUAAAUUAAUAACAUCAGAAAAAUCAAAAUUUUUUCGUUUAUGGACAAAAAAUACUCAAUUAAGUUUAACAAAUAGAAAUUCAACAACAACAUUUGUCUGUUAUCGUUGUUGUGAAACGUUAAAACGUUUAGAACAAAUUCAAUUAGAAUAUUCAAAAUUAAAUUAUGAACGACAUGUAUUACUUAAAAAUUUAGAAUAUAAUUUACAAAAGAGAGUUAAUAUUAUACAAGCACAAUUUUAUCAUCACCAGGUAUCAUCAGUCAAGCGUCAUACAAUAGAACAUGAAAAUAAAUCAUUUGAAAAUAUCAAUAACAAGCAUCAUGAUUUAACAACAACUCAACCGAAGAUUGAGAAUUCAACAUCAUCGUUAGUUGGAGCAAAACGACGAAAAUGUAAAAUAACAUACUUUAAAUCAACAUUACCAACAAUGAAUUGCUCACAAUAUUCGCACUGUGAAUCAUCAUCAUCGUCAUCUAAAAAAAAUCAUAAUUUCACAUAUGGUUCGUGUUCAGAUCCGUUCAACAAUCAACCAUUAAGUGCUUCGUCUACUGACAAUGAUCAUGAUCAACAAUAUCAACAAUCAUUUUCAUCAUCAAAUAAUAAUGGUAAUGGUUUACAUAAAUCUCUCAAUUUUUCUGCUCAAUCAUCGUCUGCUCAAUUUCUCGAUACCGGUGCUCUAAUUGCUAUUGUUUCGACUCCAAUGGGAACUAUGCCAACAAUUUUAUCAAAUCCAUUUAAUAUCAAACCCACUCCUCCGUCUCAUCGACCGUUAAAAACGUUAACAUCAAAUAAUAAAACAACAGCAUCAACAAUAUCAGAUUGUGUGGAUCAAAAAGAGCCGACAAUAUCAUCAUCAUCUUUUUCUAGCCUAAAAAAGUUUCCCUGUUUACAAUGCGGUCGUGAUUUUUCGAAUAAAUCAAAUUUGAAUCGUCAUCAUAGUAUUGUACACGUUGCUAUUCGUAGUUUUGAAUGUUUGAGAUGUCCAAAAAAGUUUAAAUUACGACAAGGUCUCAAAACUCAUAUGCAACGAUGUCACGGGGUCAACUCUUACACGAAACUACCAUGGGUAUUUUAUCAUAACAAUGAUAAUGGUAUAUUACAUAUGCAUUUAUUAGAAGUACUUGAUUAUGUUGAUUAUGUAAUACAAAAAUGUUAUCAAUUAUACAAGAGAUCAGUCACCGUCACUACUGUAGGCUAUUUUAAAUGUGUAACUGGUAGUAGGAGAUAA
Messenger RNA from Didymodactylos carnosus, 1407 nucleotides. Lineage: Eukaryota; Metazoa; Rotifera; Eurotatoria; Philodinida; Philodinidae. The record is from the annotation of a GenBank genome assembly.